UUAAUUCCAGGGUUUCCAAAACAAUUAGCUACAGGUUUACACUUCCAAAAACAUGAAGUUCAAGUUUCCUCUGUGCGGUUCAAGUUGUUUCUCAUCCUCUAGAUCAAAUUCAAAGCCCACCAUCAGUACAACUAGUCCAGGUGAACAGAACCAUGGCAACCUGCGAAUUUUCUCUACUCAAGAACUGCAAAUCGCUACUCGUGGCUUCUCUUCCUCAAACAAGAUUGGAGAAGGAGCCUUCGGUUCUGUGUACAGGGGCCACCUGGCUGAUGGUUCUGUUGUAGCUGUAAAGGUUCUUUCUGUGGAGAUCGAAUCGAUGCGUGGAGAGAGAGAAUUCAUAUCUGAGUUAGCUGCACUGUCUAAUAUAAAGCAUGCAAAUCUUGUUGAACUUCAAGGAUGUUGUGUUGAUGGAGCCAACAGAUAUUUGGUCUUCGAUUACAUGGAAAACAAUAGCCUGGCACAGACCCUACUCGGCAAAGAGCAAAACAGGAUGAAAUUUAGCUGGGAAGCAAGGAGGGAUAUUUCAUUAGGAGUUGCUCGUGGGCUGGCCUAUCUUCAUGAGGAAGUUCAACCCCAUAUCGUGCAUAGAGAUAUAAAAGCAAGCAAUAUACUUCUUGAUCGAAAUUUUGCUCCCAAAGUGGCUGAUUUUGGUCUUUCCAGGAUACUUAGAGACCAGGCUUCACAUAUUAGUACUCGGGUUGCAGGCACAUUAGGAUACCUUGCUCCAGAAUACGCCAUUACAGGACAUUUGACACGAAAGUCGGAUGUUUACAGUUUUGGAGUACUGUUGUUGGAAAUUAUCAGUGGGCGAUCAGUUGUGGAUUUUGACUUGGAACUUGGCGAACAUUACCUAGUUCGAAAGGCAUGGCAAGCCUACAAGAGCAACAAACUUAUGCAGGUAGUAGACCCUGCUCUUAAAAUGAACUUUCCAGAAGAAGAAGCUUUUCGGUUCUUGAUGGUCAGCCUACUUUGCGUGCAAGAAACAGCCAAGCUCCGUCCACAUAUGUCAAUGGCCGUGAAAAUGUUGACUAAUGAAACUGACAUCAGAGACGUUCAGAUUUCUCAACCUGGACUUGUUCCAAAUCUGAAGGAUAUCAGAUUACCUCAGAAACACACAUCUGAAAGCACUUCCUCCGGGGGAUCAACCAUCAUGAGCUUGCCUAGUACUACAUAUUUUUAGUCCAUUACGCCUGUUAUAGAGACGGAGAAAGGGAAAGAAAAUAUUGUUUUUGCUUGUAUGAUAUCAAAAGGGGAAAAAAAAAAAAAAAAAAAAAAAAAUAUAUAUAUAUAUAUAUAUAUAUAUAUAUAUAUAUUGUCAAACUUCUUUUUUUUUUUCUUUUUAGAUUUUUUCAGUGUUACAGAUUACUAAAUAAUCUUAUCAAACACACAGGAAUUUACCAUGUAGGAAUCAUAGUUGAAUGUUCAUUCGUUGGAGGGUAACAAAUAAUAGUGGAAGCUUUCUUUAUUUUCUCUUCAA
Molecule: messenger RNA, 1477 nt
Organism: Hevea brasiliensis (rubber tree)
Lineage: Eukaryota; Viridiplantae; Streptophyta; Magnoliopsida; Malpighiales; Euphorbiaceae
Product: putative serine/threonine-protein kinase
Exons: 6
Coding region: 53-1180 (375 amino acids)
Biological process (GO): protein phosphorylation
Molecular function (GO): ATP binding; protein kinase activity
Source: RefSeq, a predicted model, not a curated record